This is a messenger RNA of Hibiscus syriacus, 3156 nucleotides long. Its product is annotated as protein argonaute 7-like. Gene Ontology annotation, cellular component: cytoplasm. The record is from RefSeq and is a predicted model, not a curated record. Gene Ontology annotation, molecular function: RNA binding; protein binding. NCBI's taxonomy places the organism in Eukaryota, Viridiplantae, Streptophyta, Magnoliopsida, Malvales, Malvaceae. Gene Ontology annotation, biological process: regulatory ncRNA-mediated post-transcriptional gene silencing.
ACCUCAGCAACUAAAAACCCAAUCUUUUUCUCUUUGAGCUGUCAGUAUCUCUAAAAAGGUUCUUCUUUUUUUUUGCAAUGGAAGAAACAGAAGAUCACCAUGUGAACAAGAAAUGCACUGCCAAAACCAGGGCUUUCAAGGGCAGGACCAAUCCUAAUCACCAGCACCCGUUGUUGCAAUACUCAAGCCACUUUGGGUUGUUUAACCAGAAUCAGUUCAGAAGUUACUCUUACUACCCUGCUUUGCUUCCUUUGCCUCCUCCAAUACCUUUGCAACUGGCUUUAGCUCCACCUCCCUCUCAAAACCCAACCUUUCAAACAAAAACUUGUUUUCAGAAACAUUCAUGUAACGCCAAUGAUUCUCCUCUUGCCACCUCCUCUGUCUCUGAUUCCCAACUCCCGGUUGUGGCAAUGAAACCAGCUCCACAGGGGCUUCAUGGAAGAACAAGUUUACCAUUUAAAGGAAGUAAUGGAAGGAAGAGCAGGAGUACUACAAAGGAAGCACUAGUGGCUUCUAGGAGACCAGAUUCUGGUGGUGUUGAAGGUCAUGUAAUCACUCUCCUUGCCAACCAUUUUCUUGUAAAAUUUGACCCCUCUCUAAAAAUUUACCAUUAUAAUGUUGAAAUAUCUCCUAAUCCCUCUAAGGAGGUUGCUAGAUUGAUCAAACAGAAACUAGUGGAAAACAACUCAGGUUUACUCUCUGGUGCUCAUCCAGCAUAUGAUAGCAGAAAGAAUAUUUACAGCCCUGUUGAGUUCCAAAAUGAUAAGCUUGAGUUCUUUAUUAGUCUCCCAAUACCCACCACCAAGUCUAGUUUGCCUUUCGGGGAACUAAAUUGCAUCCCGCAAAAGCAGAACCAGCAGCUUAAAGUGUUUCGGAUUAAUAUCAGACAUGUUUCGAAGUUUGAUGGGAAGGAUUUGAAUAGUUACUUGAGCAAGGAAGGUGAUGAUUGGAUCCCACUCCCUCAGGACUAUCUCCAUGCUUUGGAUGUUGUUCUUAGGGAGAGUCCGAUGGAGAAGUGUAUAUCGGUGGGGAGGUCAUUUUAUUCGAGUUCGAUGGGAGGAACUAAGGAGAUUGGAGAGGGAGCUAUUGGAUGGAGAGGUUUCUUUCAGAGUCUUCGGCCUACACAACAAGGAUUAGCUCUCAAUGUCGAUUUCUCCAUCACUGCCUUCCAUGAGAGUAUUGGAGUUAUCCUGUACUUGCAGAAGCGGCUGGACUUUCUUCGAGGCCUUUCUCAAAGGAAAACAAGGAGUUUGAGUGAUGAAGAAAGGAGAGAAGUGGAGAAGGCAUUAAGAAAUAUCAGAGUUUUCGUUUGCCACAGAGAAACUGUUCAGAGAUACCGAGUUCAUGGAUUAACCGAAGAAGUUACUGAAAAUCUCUACUUCCCCGACAGAGGUGGAAAGAAUUUGAGGCUUGUUAAUUACUUUAAGGAGCACUACAAUUAUGAUAUACAGUUCAGGAAUUUGCCAUGCUUGCAGAUCAGUAGGAGCAAACCAUGCUAUCUUCCCAUGGAGCUUUGUAUGAUUUGUGAAGGCCAGAAGUUUCUGGGGAAACUUUCCGAUGAUCAGACUGCGAGGAUUCUUAAAAUGGGCUGCCAGAGACCAAAAGAACGUAAAGCCAUAAUUGAUGGAAUCAUGAAAGGACCAGUAGGACCUACAAGUGGCAACCAGGCAGAAGAAUUCAAGCUCCAUGUUUCAAGAGAAAUGACUUGGUUGAAUGGGAGAAUUCUUCAACCUCCCAAGCUGAAGCUUGGUGACGGUGGACACAUAAGAGACAUCACUCCUUCCCGCCGCGAUCGUCAGUGGAACCUGCUGGACAGCCAUGUCUUUCAGGGAACACAUAUAGAACGGUGGGCGCUUAUAAGUUUCGGGGGCACCCCCGAACAAAAGUCUAACAUCCCUAAAUUCAUAAACCAGAUGUCUCAAAGGUGUGAGCAGCUUGGGAUCUUUCUUAACAAAAGAACAAUUGUGAGCCCUCAAUUUGAAUCAACAGAGGUUCUCAGUAAUGUGUCUCUUUUGGAAUCCAAGCUCAAGAAAAUUCACAGAGCUGCUUCAAACAACCUCCAGCUGCUCAUAUGCGUAAUGGAGAAAAAGCACAAAGGGUAUGCGGAUUUGAAGCGAAUAGCAGAGACAAGCGUGGGAGUUGUAAGCCAGUGCUGCUUGUAUCCGAACCUUGGGAAGCCGAGUUCACAAUUUCUUGCAAAUUUAGCGCUGAAGAUCAAUGCCAAAGUUGGUGGUUGCACGGUUGCUUUGUACAAUUCAUUACCAUCUCAGAUUCCACGUCUUCUCCGUCCUGAUGAGCCUGUGAUCUUUAUGGGUGCCGAUGUCACUCAUCCUCACCCUCUUGACGAUUUCAGCCCAUCUGUUGCUGCCGUGGUUGGUAGCAUGAACUGGCCUGCAGCAAACAAGUAUGUAUCUAGAAUGAGAUCUCAAACACAUCGAGAGGAGAUAAUCCGGGAUCUUGCUGCAAUGGUCGGAGAAUUACUCAAUGAUUUCUACCAAGAAGUAAAGAAACUACCGAAGAGAAUAAUCUUCUUCAGAGAUGGUGUAAGCGAAACUCAAUUCUACAAAGUGCUUAAGGAGGAACUGCAAGCUGUUAAAGAAGCUUGUGCAAGGUUUCCAGGUUAUAAACCUCCUGUUACUUUCGCUGUAGUUCAGAAGAGGCAUCAUACAAGGUUAUUCCCAUUUGAAACCGAUCCUUCGACUCAAAACACUUUCGACGAAAAUAUUCCCCCAGGGACAGUAGUGGACACAGUGAUAACUCAUCCAAAGGAAUUCGAUUUCUAUCUUUGCAGUCAUUGGGGGGUGAAGGGUACUAGCCGCCCCACCCAUUACCAUGUCUUGUGGGAUGAGAACCAAUUCACUUCCGAUGAACUGCAGAAGCUGGUCUACAAUCUAUGCUACACGUUCGUAAGAUGCACCAAGCCCGUCUCUCUGGUGCCGCCUGCAUACUAUGCACACCUGGCUGCAUAUAGAGGGAGGCUUUACCUCGAACGAUCGGAAUCCGUUACAUGCAAAAGAAGUUCUUCCACAAUCUCACGUGUAGCUCCUCCAAAGGCAACACCAUUACCAAAACUAAGUGAGAACAUUAAGAAACUCAUGUUUUACUGCUAAACUACAAGUCCUACAUGUCAAGAAUUCUUGGCAACAGUAGGUUAAA